AUGUCGAUGAAUUCCACUAUUGUAGAUCGACUGUCACAUCAACAGCAAGAAGGUACUGGAAAUGGUCUCAACCACGGCUUAAUUGGGGUGGAUGGCGGUGCGAAAAGUCUUAUGUCUAAUGAAAAUAGUAAGAACAACGCCAAUCUCAGGGCCACCGAAAGCAGAAACUUAGCCAAAAAUCAACAACCUUAUCCAGUAGAAACUGCUUCAUCGAUAAGUGCGAGUUACUCAAUACCCAAUGAAGAUCAUAAAACAACAGAUCUAAUGGACCAUUUAUUCCAAAAGCAAAAAGGGCACGCGUCAUCACUGACAAGUGCAUCCAUCUCUACUGGACUUAGCAGACCACGCGUCUCCCAACAGCGGGUCCAUAAUGCGACUAAGCAGCAAGAUCCUCGGUCGCCCCUUGUGACGUUGAUUCCAACAUCUGCAAAUCCAACCGAGAUCUUGGCACAGCGAUUCGCUGCAUGGAGGUCCAUCAUUCGGUCCAUUCUAAUUUAUCUGACAGAGACGGUAUCUAUUCAAGACGAAAUUGUCAGACAGCAACUACGUCUCUCUCAUGCGGUCAAUUUCCCUUUUUUUGCGACCGAAAAUCAAUUGCAACCUUCUACCCCGGAAGAAAAGGCCAUUCAACGGUUUUUCCUGCCGUUUGGCACUGGUUCCGUCCAAGACCUCCCUAACAUCCUGUCUCAGUUUCAUUCUCAGAUGGCUAACAAUGCUCUGAAGGCUUCCAAGGACUUGGCAAAUGAAGUUGUUCCCCGACUAGAAGAUUUGAGAGGUGACCUGUUGAUCAAAAUAAAGGAAAUAAAGGGUCUGGCUUCCGAUUUCAAAAAUGCAUGCGUCAAAGAAGUUCAUCAAACAAAGACGGAAAUGAAGCAGUUUCAGGACGCUGUAGAGUUGGCGCGUUACAGCUCCCCGAAACAAGACCCUCAUCUGUUGAAAAUGUCUCUUGAGAGACAAAUUAGGAAACAACUGAGUGAAGAGAAUCUUUUGCAUGAGGCCUUUGAUAAUUUGCAAGGUUCCGGUAGAGAAUUGGAGAAGGUUGUGGUCAUGGAGAUUCAAAAUGCCUUGACUAUUUAUGCACGACUAAUGGGCCAAAAUGCCCAAGCAGUUUUUGAUAUUUUGAUAUCGAAACUUGAUGAAGGUUUUUUCAAUAAGGAGCCAGUAUUUGAAUGGGACAAUUUUGUCGCCAAGGACUCCAAUUUCAUUGAGCCAAACUUGCCGGUUAGGAGUAUGCGAGACAUUGUUUACAAGUAUCAAGAUGAUCCAUUAACUUAUGAAAUUAAAUCAGGCUAUUUGGAAAGACGCUCCAAGUUUUUGAAGUCAUACUCUAAAGGGUUUUACUUAUUGACACCAAGUUAUUUGCAUGAAUUCAAAACGCCUGAUAGGAAAAGAGACCCAGUACCUGUAAUGUCGCUUUCACUAACCGACUGUACGGUCGCCGAGCACUCCAAGAAGGGAUCAUCCGAGUAUAAGUUUAUCUUGCACGCCAAGCAAAAUGGCAUUAUCCAUAGGGGGCAUAACUGGGUAUUUAGAGUGGAGUCAUAUGAUUCAAUGCUAAUGUGGUUUGAGGAUCUGAAGAAACUCACGUUAACUUCUAAUCCUACCGAAAAAGCAAAGUUUGUUACCAGCAAGUUAAUGUUGAAUACCGAAAAGUCUGUGUCACGCAAAGUCUCGUCUAAGACUAACGGUAGGGAGACCGUACAUCCAAACUCGCAUUCCGCUCAGCAAUAUCGCAAUAGCAGUUUAGCAGCCCCUAACCUAGACAAUCAAACUAACACAAAUACCUCUAUUUCCAUCCCAGAAACCGAGUACAGCACUCAUAGGGUGAAUUUGGAUCAACCCAGAAUUUCUCGAGGCAGUGGUGAGCAUUCAUAUGUCGAGAAUCUGUAUAUCGACGAUGCUAAAGACCAACGUCACUCCAGAGAAUCGAAGCCCAAAGAUAUGAGACACUAUUGA
Messenger RNA from Lachancea dasiensis, 1956 nucleotides. Lineage: Eukaryota; Fungi; Ascomycota; Saccharomycetes; Saccharomycetales; Saccharomycetaceae. The record is from the annotation of a GenBank genome assembly.